Messenger RNA from Gallus gallus (chicken), 1839 nucleotides. RefSeq names its product tumor suppressor candidate 2 (gene TUSC2). Gene Ontology annotation, biological process: regulation of mitochondrial membrane potential; inflammatory response. The transcript is spliced from 3 exons. The coding region runs from base 278 to 679 and encodes 133 amino acids. Lineage: Eukaryota; Metazoa; Chordata; Aves; Galliformes; Phasianidae. The record is from RefSeq and is a predicted model, not a curated record. Gene Ontology annotation, cellular component: mitochondrion.
CGGGCGGAGAGGCGGCGGCGGGACUCGAACCCGCGACCUCCCGCUUCCCGCCGCGAGGGAGAGGGCGCGCCCCGCUCCGUCGUCACGUGACGAGGGCGCGCCACCUCUCCGCGUCACGUGAGGGGGGCGCCUCCGGCGCGCGCCGGAAGUGUCGUAGCGCGGCGGCGGCUGCGGUGCAGGCAGGCAGCCAGGGAGGCGGCCGGGCGGGCGCUGUGCCGCUAUCGCCGGGCCGCCCCCCGCCUUCCCCCGUCCCCUUCCCCCGGUCCCCGCCGCCGCCAUGGGUGCCAGCGGCUCCAAGUCCCGGGGGCUGUGGCCUUUCGCCUCCUCGGCGGCGGGCGGCGGCGGAGCCGAGGGCCCCGGCGGGCAGCAGGCCCUGGCCCGGGCGCGGGGCGGGCGCGCCGCCACCCCCUUCGUCUUCACGCGCCGCGGCUCCAUGUAUUACGACGAGGACGGGGAUCUUGCCCACGAGUUCUACGAGGAGACAAUCGUCACCAAGAACGGGAGGAAGCGUGCCAAGCUGAAGAGGAUCCACAAGAACCUGAUACCUCAGUGCUGUGCCGCCCUGCUACAUCCCUUUCCACAGAGGAGCAGUGCCCGCUGCGUGGUGCUGUCGGGCAGAGCAGACGGACCCUCUGGAUUUGUGCUGCAGGCUGUGAAGUGCCUGCCCAUGACAUCCUGACACUGAGCACCUUCCCUCUGGUGUGGGUGCCGGCACAGCAGUGUCACGUUGUCACAGAGUUGCUGGGAGCAGCAGCCAGAGCCUGUCACGUGCUAAUGAGAGCAUGCCCUCAGCAGUGACAGCGGUGCUGCCACCGAUGGGUUCUGCGUAUUGGGUUGCUUGGGAUUUGGUCUCCUUUUAAAACAAGUGAAUGUGAUGAAGCCAGGCAGGGGUUGGAACACUGGUUGAGGUACAGGAGAGGGAUAAGUCAGUGUAGGGGAGCUUCUGGGGGUGUAAGUGGAGAGCAGGGAGAUGGAGCCUGUCAGCAGAGGCAACCUGCAGAAGUCUGCGAAGCAGGGAAGGCAUGGCCCCAACCUGAGCCCAGGGGGAGCUGUUGGUGCACUCCGUGCAGCAGGACAGGCUCUGCUGCUCUCACGGAGGAGGGUAGGGAUGUGGAGUUGCAUCCCAUCCCUCCUCUGUGCGGGUUCAAACCCCUGUGGUUAGACAGCAUGGCCCAGCUGGAGUGAAGCACAGAACGUCCCUUCACUGGCCCAGGCUUUUCUUUGUUUUUUUUUUCCUAAACCUGCCAAGCAAACGUGCACUGCUCACCCUGGUGAGCACAGAGCCCCGCUCACACUGCUGUCUCACAAGCGUGUCCUCGCAGUGCUGUGACAGGAGAUUGCUUGCCCCGGAGCAUGGGAAAGGCGCCUGUAGCUGGCAUGGAUGGAGCGUGCAUUCAGCAGUGUCCCCUUGGACAGAAAGCUGCUUUUCUCACGCGCCAGCUGCCCUCACUGCAUUUUCUCAGAGAGCUCUUUUCAUUCUUUUAAAUCCCGUGAAUGAAAGGUGCCAAAUGAAAAGCCGGGGCAGCCAAUAUCUGCCAGUCACGCAUCAGCUGCCGCACGGGCAGUGCCUGGCAGAGCAGCUCCCUCCUUCCUCGCCCGGCUGCACUCCAGACCCGUCGUGUGCGGCAGCAGCCGCGCCUCCUGUGCCUCCCCAGGGCCAAGGGCAGAGGGCAGAGCGCUUCUGCGCUGCCUCUCUGAUGUCCUUGCUGCCAGGGCGGCCGCUCAGACCUUUUCCUUGAGGGCAUGUUGCCCUCAGGAUGGCGCCGCGCAGAGCUUUGUUUGCCUGAGAGUGCUUGUUCUGUCCCUGCGCCACCCUCCUGUCCACCACUCAUCCUCUUC